GGACAGGGGAACCCCGGAAAAGAAGCCAACGUGUGGGUGUGGGUCUGUCUUGUGCGUGUGUUCACGCGAGGGACAGAGAGAGAGGGAGAGCGAGGCAAUCGAACCGCGCUUAGCACACAACCCACAAACCCCUAGUUUCUCUCUCCUUCGCUCUCUCCCUCCCUCUGAAGAAAUUGCUGGCGUCCUCGCUGUUUCCGCCAUUAAAGGAUCCAUCGCAGGAAUCUCUCUCCUCUACCUACUGAAAGUACUAUAUUAUAUUAUGGCUGCCUCUGCCGAAACAUUUUCUGAUCAAGAAACGGCCGGAGUGCCUGGGAAUACACAUUCUAACCAAAAAAGGGCCCGUGAUGAUGAGGUAGGUGCUGGAGGUGGUAGUGAUAAAAGGUGGCCUGGAUGGCCGGGGGAGAGUGUCUUCCGUCUGCUGGUUCCUGCACAGAAAGUUGGUGGUAUUAUUGGUAGAAAAGGAGAGUUCAUCAAAAAGAUGUGUGAGGAGAGCAGGGCACGCAUUAAGAUUCUUGAUGGUGUUCCAGGUGCACCGGAAAGAGCUGUUAUUAUUUCAGCAAAGGAGGAGCAGGAUGCUUCAAUUUCUCCAGCAAUGGAUGGCCUUCUGAGAGUUCACAAACGUAUUAUUGAUGGUUUAGAUGGUGAAUCUGGCCAUGCCCCACCAAGUGGAGGUGGAAUGAUUUCAACACGACUUCUGGUUGCUGCUACCCAGGCUGGAAGCCUGAUUGGGAAACAGGGAGCUACAAUAAAGUCCAUUCAAGAGGCAUCAAACUGCACCGUCCGUGUUCUUGGUACAGAGGACCUGCCAGUUUGUGCUUUAGCAGAUGAUAGAGUUGUUGAGAUACAAGGGGAGCCCACAGGCGUGCAUAAAGCAGUUGAAUUGAUUGCCUCGCAAUUGAGGAAGUUCCUGGUCGAUAAGAGCGUGCUUCCACUAUUUGAAACAAAUAUGUCCAUGAAUCCACAUUUGGAACCAAACAUGCCACCUCAACCAUGGGGCCACCAUCAAGGUGGUCUAUUUCCAGGUGCUGGCGGUUCUGGAUUUGGGAACAGUUCACAGUAUAUGCCUCCUCAACGUCAGCUAGACAGCUACUAUCCACCAUCUGAUCUUCCUAGUGUUGAUAAACACUCUCACCAAGCUUUGUCUGCUUAUGGAAGAGAUGCACCAAUGGGUCAUCAAUUGCCGAAUGCACAGCCACAACCAGUAAUUACCCAGGUUACUCAGCAUAUGCAAAUUCCAUUGUCAUAUGCUGAUGCUGUGAUUGGAGCUGGUGGCUCGAGUAUUAGCUAUAUACGGCGUGCUAGUGGAGCCACUAUCACUAUCCAAGAAACUAGGGGUGUUCCAGGAGAGAUGACUGUUGAAAUUAAUGGGUCUGCAAGUCAAGUACAAACUGCUCAGCAGUUGAUACAGAAUUUCAUGGCUGAAGCUGCAGGACCAACACAAAAUCAGCUCAACUCUGUUGAUUCUGCGUACAAUUCUUAUCCUCCACAGAAGUCCAUGUACUCCUCACCGCCUUCCAACCCUGGGCCUGCUAGUCUUCCUGCUGGAGGUUAUGGAUCAGUCUAUGGUGGCAAUUAUGGAUACUAGGCAACUUCAGCAUUUAGUACGCGUGCUUUGUGAUCCAGGCUUAACUCGAGGACCCUGAUAGUUUUUUGCAGAGAAUUGUGUUGGCGUAGGCAGAAUGUUCAGAUAAUGUAUCCGUGUCCUUUAGAUUAGCAAAUUGAUGGAGCCUUUUGCAAUUUGUGUACAUUAUGACAUGUUCUGUAGCUCUUAAUUGGAAGUUAUAAUUUUCAAAGCACUUGUUCAUGCA
Nymphaea colorata (pocket water lily) is the source of this 1808-nucleotide messenger RNA. RefSeq names its product flowering locus K homology domain. Gene Ontology annotation, molecular function: mRNA binding. The record is from RefSeq and is a predicted model, not a curated record. The transcript is spliced from 7 exons. Gene Ontology annotation, cellular component: nucleus; cytoplasm. The coding region runs from base 260 to 1585 and encodes 441 amino acids. Gene Ontology annotation, biological process: regulation of gene expression. Lineage: Eukaryota; Viridiplantae; Streptophyta; Magnoliopsida; Nymphaeales; Nymphaeaceae.